Mesorhabditis spiculigera is the source of this 594-nucleotide messenger RNA. Lineage: Eukaryota; Metazoa; Nematoda; Chromadorea; Rhabditida; Rhabditidae. The record is from the annotation of a GenBank genome assembly.
AUGGUCUGGCAGGAGAAGGUCAAUUGUAUUCUGUUUCUGGGUCACCGCUGGGAUAUGUACACCGAUAUGUUCACCGAAAACUUCGUUGUGCCUGACCUUAGCGGAACUCCCUACACCGUGGAAGCUGAAUUCUCGGGAAAGUUCAAUUUCGCGCACGAAACGAGUCUGAAGGUGCGCGCUCAUAGCCUGUUGAUGAGACGAGAAGGCAGCAACCCCCACAGCAUCAACAUGUUUAAGGUGGACUGGCGCGAUGGGGAAGGCUUCAAGCCGGAUUUGGGGCUUUGCGAGUUGUUGGUGUAUAUCGGAGAGGAGAGGACGGUGCUGAUCCACGGCGAGGCUGGGCGCGGACGUACCGGGACGCUGAUGCUGCUCCGGAUGGGGAUGACGGCCAUCGAUCAUGGAAUCCCCUUCGACCCGAAAGAGCAGCUGCGGGAGCUGCGAGCGGCUCGUGCUGGCGCCGUGGAGAAGAAGGAACAAUUCGCCUCCUGCCAGGCGGCCCUCCAUCUCUACCACUUGCAAACGCAGACCGACAUUUCCGAGAAGGACUUGGAAGAGGCGCGAGGCGAGGUGGUGAGGGCAUGGCAUCGGUUUCGU